AUGAAACGUUCAUCGAAUGGUAUUAUCAAUUCAUUAGAUGAUUCAAUACUUGAACGAUUUUGUUCAUAUAUAUUGCCUAAAAUUCAUUAUAAAAUCAAGUGGCUUGAUCUAGAACCAUUAUGUAUGGAACGUAUUCUUCUUGUUGCUGACUAUCCUAAUUUACAUGGACUUUCUCUUUUCAAUAUUGAACGUGAUACAAUUUUACGUUUAUUUGGUGAUAUUAUGAGUCAUAUGCCAAAGUUAAAUAAAUUCGUAUUCAGUAUUCAUUCAAAUUUAAAUGUUGAUGAUUUAACACAUUUGCCAUCAAAUGAAGAUAUUCAACGUACAUUUAAAGGUCUCGAAGAUUAUCAAAUCAUUUCUUAUAUUCAUUAUUUUCCAGAUGAUUGUAUUGGUCAAUGUCAUAUGUAUUCACAACCGUAUACAAUGAAUUAUUUAUAUCGACUUACAAAUAGUUUUCCAGGUGGAUUAUUCAAAUUUGUUCAUAAAGUCUCACUAUAUGAUGAACAUCCUUUUGAACACGAAUUCUUCAUUCGAAUUGCUCAAUCAUUUCCAUUGCUUAGAACAUUGUCUAUUGACAAUGAGUCACCACAAAAACACAAACAACGUCAACAGUUAAACAAAGAUCGUCGCAGUUUGCCAGUUAUUAAAUAUGCUCAUCUUACUCUGCUCUCUCUCAAUAGCGCUCAUAAUGAUUACAUCGAACAAUUUCUAAUUCAUACUAAAACAUGUCUAUCAAAUUAUAUUAGUCUUGAUGUCUAUUAUCCUUCUCUUCAAAAGGUAACUAACAACUUCACAAGAGAUACAACACGAAUCAACUGUGCCAAAAUUAAUUAUAUAUAUAAUAUUGACAAAUGGAAUGUUUCUAAACAUUUCCAUACAUAUUUUCCUUAUGUUGAAAAAUUCUGA
This is a messenger RNA of Rotaria sordida, 906 nucleotides long. NCBI's taxonomy places the organism in Eukaryota, Metazoa, Rotifera, Eurotatoria, Philodinida, Philodinidae. The record is from the annotation of a GenBank genome assembly.